This is a messenger RNA of Exserohilum turcica Et28A, 534 nucleotides long. RefSeq lists its product as uncharacterized. Bases 202 to 456 code for a protein of 84 amino acids. The record is from RefSeq and is a predicted model, not a curated record. Gene Ontology annotation, molecular function: heme binding. Lineage: Eukaryota; Fungi; Ascomycota; Dothideomycetes; Pleosporales; Pleosporaceae. The transcript has 2 exons. Gene Ontology annotation, cellular component: intracellular membrane-bounded organelle; membrane.
CGCCUAUACACGGAGUUGGAUGCAGUGGUGAUUUUUUGUUUCCGUGUCGUAGCUAUCGUCGCAUCACAUACAUACUUACAUACACACGGACGCGCGCGCGCCCUCCCGAACCUCUACUUACCUCAGACUCAUCACGACAACGACAACCACGACGAACGACAACGACGACAACGACGAACGACGACGACGACAACGCCCAAAAUGAGCGAAUCCCUCACCGCCGCCCAAGUCGCCGAGCACAACACGGUCGAAAAAGGCCUCUACAUCAUCAUCGACAGCGACGUGUACAAGCUGGAUUCCUUUGUCGACGAGCAUCCCGGCGGCGCCAAGAUCCUGAAGAGAGUAGGAGGCAAGGAUGCGAGUAAGCAGUUUUGGAAGUAUCACAACGAAAACGUCCUCAAGCGUUACGGCGCAAAGCUCAAGAUUGGGAGUGUAAAGGAAGAGGCAAAGUUGUAGUUGUAGUUGUAGACUGCUGCUGCUGCUGCUGUUACAUAGACGUACUGUAGAUGGAAUAAUGAUGAUAAUAUGAUGUUU